Psilocybe cubensis is the source of this 879-nucleotide messenger RNA. RefSeq lists its product as uncharacterized. The coding region runs from base 1 to 879 and encodes 292 amino acids. Lineage: Eukaryota; Fungi; Basidiomycota; Agaricomycetes; Agaricales; Agrocybaceae. The transcript is spliced from 3 exons. The record is from RefSeq and is a predicted model, not a curated record.
AUGCCUUCUUUUCAGACAAGAGUCUUUCCACCUCCUUCCUUGACCGAUGUUCCUCUUGAAUACAUAUCCAACCAACUCAACUCUUUGGCUCAUCAAUUCUGGGACCAGCCAGAGACUGCAGACUGCACCAUAAUCGUUCCAUUUCCCCAUGCCCAGGGCAGACCGGACCUACCUGCCUUCUCCCAGAUUUCAGCAAUCGAGCCGACCUUUUCCUAUACCACAAGCUACGAUAGCACUAGCUUGGGCAGGAGGGUCACCCAGCCUCCUUUGAAUGCCGUUCCGCGUAUUUCUCUUCAGUUGCAUAUCGAUUAUUUAUCCGCCCACUCCAGUUUCCUGAGGGGCCUUUUCAGCGGCGCGCUACCUCUUGAUCUAAUGUAUUCCACCGCACCUCCCAGCUCGAGCUCGGGCUCUUCUGUUCCUGCCGACCGACAGCCUCGAUUGAUGCCUUGCUCUCCUGAUCAUCCUAUUGUUUUCCUUCCCGUACCCGAUCCUUCGACAUUCCAUCUCCUCGUUCACUGGAUGUACUUUGGAGAUUUCAGGUAUAUCCAGGAGUGUCUGCUCAAAGGUACCAUCCAGUGGGAAGGGAUCGCUCGGAACGUCGAGUACCUCGGACUCACUGCCGACAUCAAAAUCUUCUUGGGCAACUGGUACAACGCAUGGCUAAACCCAGAUCGGGAUAUCGAAACCUGCAGUGACGGUGACUCUGAUACCGUUUACAGUGAUUCUGACGAUGAGGACGAUGAUGAUUGCUCAACCGCGUCAGAAUUCGAUGACAUUAUCGAACAUGACAAUGAAAAGGCUGGCCUCCGGGGCAGAUUUGCGGGCGUUCGUUCCGUAUCUUUCCAAUCUUUCCAGUCACUUCGUUCGUCCAGUGCAUAG